AUGCCGCGACGGACCGGUCUGGAGGGCUUUGCGAGUGUCUCUUCGCGUCGCUGCUUGAACUCUUUGGAAUGUCUUUUGUCACCGUCCACGUUGUUUUCGCCUCGCUCGCCGUUUUGUUUUCAGGACUGCAGGCCGCUGAAACUCGUUUUUUUCUCUCUCCUUAUUCCACUUGUCGUGUUGCUUGUCGUGUGCAGCUUGUGCAUAGCGACCCGAGGGCCCUGUCGUGCUCCAACUCUCUCUCCGCGAGUUCCUUCUCUCCCCCUUCCCCUUCCUGGCGCGCUUGUCGCCGGCCGGACUGCGGAAGGCGCUUCUCGUGCCUUACACAGUGCUGCAUCCGCCCCUGCUACGACCCUCGUCACCCAUUUCUCGUCUCCUUUGCUGCACUCUUCUCCUUUUGCACUCGCAGCCUCGUUGGCGUCGUCCCACGUGACCCAUUCGUCAAACUCCUCUGUCUUAUCAAAGACGCAGUUGGUGGCUUCCGAGGUUCCACUGCUCUCUCGAGUCUCUCUAUUUGUUGCGUCUUUGUGGUCGCUCGCCGGUGCUUUGGCUGCUUCCCUGCCGCGACUGUCUCUGCAGCGUCUUCUUUCUCUUUGCUUUUCUUCUCCUCCCUUCGUCCCAUUUAACGUUGUCGCCAUCUUCUUCGGCCUGCUCGCAUGGCCUUGCCCGCGAAAAUUUCCUUCCUCCCCGAACUCACUUGGCGGGCUUCGCGCAUCCGCGGCGCUGGCAGUAACCGCAUUCCACUCAGGUUUCUCUGGGGAGGCGCGUCGCCUCGCUCAGACCGGCCGUUUUGCGUCUCCGUCGAGGCCGCCUUCGCUGUCUGUGGCUUCAUUAUCCUUCUUUGCGACCGAUUCUCAGCCGCCGACGCUUCGCUUGUCUUCCACGGGCUCGGCUCCGUCCUGCGGGUCGUCGCUGUGUCUCGCGGCUUCGGCUGCUGAGCGACCGAGCUCACUUUCCUCGUCGGCGUCUCCCUGCGCUGUGUCGUCUUCGUCGCCUCUGUCGUCUAGGAUUUCUCCUGGAGGCUCGCCGCCAGCCGCGACCGCAGCGAGGUUUGUUGCUCCUCCGUCGUCUCCUCGGUGGGGGUGUUUCGCUCGCGCGGCUCCCUGCGACCUCGAUGCGUCGCCGCGCGCCCGCGUCCCUGCCGCUAUCGCGCCAUGGAGGCAUCGUUUGCUUUCUUCCGCUGCCUCGCCUGUGCGGCUUUUUCUCUCCGAGACGCCCACCGCAUCUCUCACCGCGGCCUGGAGGACGGACCACACUUCACGGAGCAGUCCCUUACCAUCCUUCGGAUUAAGGCGCCGCAGCCACAGACUGUUUCCCUGCGUCCCGUGCUCCAUAAUAAGUCCGCCACACGCGUCCCACGCGCCACGUCGUCCGUCCGCCUCCGCGGUUCCUGCCUCGCUUUCUUCUGCUGCAGCAACUGCUCAACGGCGCUCUUCUCAGCCAGCGCGCUCUUCCUCCACCGCUUCGCGCCUGUCGGACUGCCUUCUAUCAUCCAACUCUUCGCCUGCUUUGAGCGCCUCGAGUGCUUCUUCCGGCGCUUCUUCACCUCCGCCUCCGCCUCUCUUUCCACCUGUGUCGUCUUCUGCACCGUCGGCAUUCGCGGCUUCUUCUCCGCCUUCCCUGCCUUCCUCCGCCUCGUUUCUCUCGCGCGAGUGGCCGAUAUACGGCCGCGAGCAUGUGGCUCGUCUCCCGCAGGCCCGCGUGUUGCUCGUUGGGCUCGAGGGGGUCGGCGUCGAAGCGGCCAAGUGUCUCCUGCUGGCUGGCGUGGGGCGCCUGUCUCUCCUCGACUGCGACCCCCCGGGAGGGCCUGAGGAGGCGAGUGCGAACUUUGCGAUCCCCGUGGAAGCAGGGGGAGAGGUCCAGGGAGCCACGGGAGAGGAAGAAGAAGGACAGCUGCCAGACUCGGAAGUGCGGACGCGCGCGGAGCUCGCUCAUGCGGCCCUGAAGCGCCUGGCGCUACCUCACUCGCGAGUGGAGCUUGUCGAGGAUGUUGCACGCUCGAGCCCGAGGGGAGCUGAGGUCAGGGGCAGAGGAGGCGCAGGCGCGACAUUCGACGGCAAGACUCGCAGCGAACUGAAAGCCCUUCUUUCCUCGACCGAUGUGGUGGUGCUGUCGAACCGUCCCGUCCAGGAGGUCUGCCGCAUCAACCGGCUCUGCAGAGAAAUCCAGGGAGAACGCCGCGUGGAGCCACAGCGAGCAGCCGCGUCGGCCCCCAGUCGAAGCUCGGAAGUCGACAGUGGGGACCGCGGGAAGAGCUCUCGUGCGCCGGCGGCACACGCGCCCGACGCGCGGGCUCCGCGGAAGGCCGAGGGGCCUUUCUUGGUGGCUGUGUGGACGGUGGGGCUCGCCGGGCGGCUCUUCGUCGAUUUCGGCGAGUCGUUCUGCUUCGGGCCUCCGACAGACGCACACAUUGACCUCCCUCUCUCUUCUCGCUUUUCAGCCGCUUCGCUGUCUACAGCCGCAGGCGCGAAGAACGGAGGAGACUGCCUUCCAGCGCAUCCAGAGCUAGAGAACGGACGCGACGGCAACACCCGCGGCAGACUAGGCGAGCGCGCGAAUUCGUCGCGCCUCCGAUUCCAGCCGCUGGAUCAAGCGCUGCAUGCGCAAGGUUCGGUCGGAGACGUUUGUGGCGGAGGGAGCACACAGGAGGGGACCAACGAGCCGUCAGGCGACCAAACAGAAAGGGCUGCGGAACAUGAGAGCCGUAUGCCUGGAGAGGACGACGAGUCAAAGAGGCAGCGCAUGCUACACGUUGCGUUUCUAGCCCUAGACGCUCUCCAAAUCACGCAGGAACGCGCGCACGUUUUCGUACGUGCGGAGUCAUGUCUCGCCUCUUCGUCUUCGGCGACUUCUGUCUCUGCUGUUGGCGUUCCGAAUUCGAAAACGAAUAGCAGGGACCUUUGUGUGCUGGAGGAGGCAAAUGCACAGACGGCAGAAGCCGAGCGCCGCUUCAUUGAGGAAAAAGCUACCUUCUUCUGGAGGCGACUCCGACGGGCGCGUGAGUCAUCGCAUCCACUGCAAAGCUCAGCGGCGAUGCGCGGCGAUGCUGAAUCAUUUGAACCGCUGCCCGAGGCGAGCAGUGAAGAGGAGAAGAAGGAGCUUGAACAGGUCCAGAAGAUUGCUACGGACCUGUGGAGGAGUUCGAGGGGUCAUCUAGCCCCGAUUGCAUCCGUCAUGGGAGGCUUGGCAGCACAGGAGGUGCUGAAGGCGAUCAGCGGCAGAUUCACGCCUGUUCACCAGUUCCUGUACUUUGAUGCCUUGGACAUCCUGCCGACUUCGAGGUCUCCGGCCUCCUUGCCGUUGUUUUCGCCGCGGUCGGUCUCAGCGUCUUCGGGUUCGCCGGGGCCUCGUUCCGCGGUUCCACCUCCGCGCUGGCUGGGUCAAGAACAGCUCUUCGGGCCAGCGGCUCAGAGGCGAAUGAACUCGCUCCACGUCUUUCUCGCAGGCGCAGGCGCUGUCGGCUGCGAGCUCCUGAAGCUCUUCGCACUGAUGGGCGUCGGCUGUCGCGCCCGCGCCGGGCUGGAGUCGGUCGCAUCACGCCCGAGAGCUGCGGCCGGAGGCGGUGAGCAGAAGCGGACCCGUGCGGCAGGGGGACCGGCGUCAAGUUCGAGUCCAGACUCCCGCACUCGCACGAGGCAGCCUAGCGACUUGGUGAGUGAUGACGCACUCCGAGGCGUGGACGACGGCCCUCAGGGGAUGCAGACGCAAGGCAACGAAACCCCGCGGGGGCAGGGAGCAGCCGGUUCCGACGGCAUGAUUACCGAUGAGGAAGGGGGCUGUAUCACCGUCGCAGAUGCGGAUCUCAUUGAGCGCUCCAACCUCAAUCGCCAGCUCCUCUUCACGGAGGCGGAUGUCCAUCGCCCCAAAGCCGUGGCGGCCGCGCUGGCCGCCCAGCGGCUCAACAAGCAUCUGCGAGUGCGCCCGAUCUGUGCCUUUGUGGGGAGAGAGACAGAGGAUCAGUUUUUCAACUGGCCUUUCUGGGAAAAGCAAGACCUGGUCGUCAUGGCGUUGGAUACUAUCGCCGCACGCAUGUACCUCGAUUCGCAGUGCCUGCUGUACCAAAAACCCCUCAUAGAGGCUGGAACCCUGGGGCUGCGAGGUCACGCGCAGUCCCUUGUGCCGCACCUCACGGAGUCGUACGGCUCCACAGCCGACAUCCGCGGAGACGACGAGGAGGCGCCUCAGCCGACGUGCUCAGUGCGCCUCUUUCCGUCCUCUCCGUUGCAUCUCGUGCAGUGGGCAACCGAGCUCUUCGAGCGGGCUUUUGGUCAGCUUCCCGGCAAAGCCGCUGGCCUCCUCGCGGACCUCGAAGCGCACACCGAAUUCGGCCUGCCUGCCGGGGAAGAGCAAGGCGACUUGGUUCGCACAAUGAAUCUCACGAGGGACCGAGCAGAGGUGAGCGACCGCGUGAGGAAAGAAGACGGGGACCAGCUCAAGAGGACAGGCGAGGCCGCGGAGGCGGGUGGAACGGCGGGCUCGGGAGGAGAGUCAGCGCGCGGACAACCGAUCGGCAGGCACGAAGGCAGUCAGGAUGGCUGCGGAGCGCCGGAGGACCGUCGGCGGGGCUUGGCUCAACCUUCGGAAGUGGGCGGGGGCGGAGGCAGCCCGCUCAGCUCGCCCAUCGCGCCAGCUACUGGGGAGGGGUUCUCGGGCGUGUCGCUGUCGUUUUUGACAAAGGCAGCUGGAGAGUUUCUCCUCUCAGUCUUGCCGCGCUGGAGCGCUCGCCGAGCGCGGCGGAGGCAAAAAGGAGGCAAUGCCGGCAUUCUAGGAACGACUGGAGUCAGGGCACAGCGAGAAGCUGGUGAGGAGGCGAAGGACGGGGCGAUGCGAGAGCGGGCUAGCACGCUGAAACGGCUCGCACGGCAACUUUUAGAACUGCCAUCAGUGCGGGAGGGAAUGCGAGAAUCUCAACAGCAGCUGGGCGACUUUCUGCAAACAGCUCUGGACGCUGCCACCGUUCGUGUGUUCUACCAGAUGCAAGAGGCGGACGGGGAUGAGGCAGGCGAAAGCCGCAGAGAGCAGAUCAUUUGUUUUUUUCUUGAUCGGGCUCUGGCUUUGUUUCACAAAUCUUUUGUCACGGAAAUCGGGGACCUGCGUGCGGGAAUGCCGGAAAGUGAUAAGCCAGGAGAAAACACGCCUGACGCCGUAUCUCGCCAGCAAUUAGAAGCCGAAACAGACGCGACAACUUUGAAGGCGACGCCUGAUGACGAAGGUGAACACGCGGGUCCAGAGAGACAACAGGAUCAAAGGCCGCGGCUUGCGGUGCCCCUCCGUCUCUCCGAAAAUGAUAGAGACAGUAUCGUUUUCAUCGGCAGUGCUGCGAGACUCUUGAGCGAGCUGCAUGGCCUCACGAUCGAUUUCUUCUCUCAUGGAGAACAACAACGGGAGGGAAGCCGGAGACGGGGGCAAGGGGGGAUGCACAGCGUCCCGGAAGAAGACGCGGAACGCGAAGUGGACAUGGGGCUCGCCUGGGACUUUCAGUUUAUUCGCGAACGCCUACGGGACGUGCAGAAGGCGCGGCAGGCAGCUUCGCUGGCUGAGGCAGCCGCGCGAGCGUCAGAGGAGCCUCUACACGCUCUGAGCUGGCUGCAGGCCGACGCGGCUCAGCAUCGUGAUGAAAAGAGACCCUGCACAGAGUCGCCCUUCGGAGCACAGCGGCUGUCUCGUUUCUGCGCGGCCUUGGUUAGUCGAGCGCCUUCAGGGCGACUGCCUGGCAGCCUCCAGGCGGUGCUUCGCCUAUUUGGUACUGACAAGCACAAGGAUACAAAGCAGGAAAACGCUGUCCUGCAAGUCCUGAAGGGCUGCACAGCGCAUGAACACCAGACGGAAGAAUCCAAGAGGAAAACGGAUCCCCAUCUGCUGCGGAUUGCUCGGUCAAUUGCCAUGCUUGUAGACUUGGGCGGUGCUAGGGGACGUUUGUCGAAAAAUCUGUCGUCUAGCGUCUCGAGCGCGUCUUCUUCGGCGCAGGGUGCGAAUCCAGGGUCUGUCGGAGGUUCCUCGGUUGACUGGACCUUGCGGGCUUCGCCGCGCCUGUCCCCUCUGGCGUACGACAAGGAUGCCGCAGUGCAUCUGAGCUUCGUCACCGCCGCUGCGCGCUUGCGAGGCCGCUGCUUCUCGCUCCCACCCGGUCUCCUCGACCUUCCUGUCGUCCAGCAGUUGAGUGGGAGGAUCGUCCCCGCCACCUCCACGGCUACGACUGUGGCCGCGGGGCUCGCUGCGUUGGAGCUUUACAGACUUGUGCACGCAAACAUCUUAGGCGAAGAUCGCGACAGCUCAAGCCAGACCGAACUGCCCGCAGGACGUAAGGCGGACGCUGUGAACAAGGCGGAGGCCGGGGGGCAGCGCGUCUCCCGUCACGCACCGUCCACUCUCCUGGCGCCUUCGCUCUCGCCCGUAGGUCCCGGCGGGCAAGACGAAGAGACACAGGAUGAGCAUUUGACGCCCACUCUUGUGCUCGAAUCGAGUCUGCAAAACUGCUCCGACGCAUACGAAAGCACCUGCGCCGGGACGGAGAGGAGUGCGCGCAGAUCCUGGAGCAGCAGGUUGCCAAGAAGUUGGCAAGGUCAGGGCAGACUGCGCACUCGUUUGCGGACCUCGUUCUUCAACCUCAGCGCUCCCUUCCUCACGCAGGCUGCUCCUAUGCCGCCGCCUUCAGCUAGGAUUAUCGGCGGGUCGCUGAAGGGCCACUCGUUCACGCCGUGGGACUGUUUGCGGCUGACGCUGAGGGAGCCGAGGCGCAGAAAACAGGACGGUGAAUAUCACAGGACUCUCCCGGGCAGCCGCUGGCGUGGCUCGGCGGCCGUGCAGGCAACGAGACGCAAACACGAAGCCCGUGCUCAGCGCUUGGCACCGCUGCAGGCAUCGUGUGGCGUUGCACAGGAAGCGGGAACCGGCGGCUCGCGCUUGCUAGCUUUCGGGAAGCGAGCAGAUUGUGAAAGAGAACGAGGCGACGCAGCCGCGUCCAUGGUGACAGUAGAGGAGCUCGUGCGAAUGCUAGAGGACACGUUAGGUGUUCAGGUGAUGCUGUUGACGUGCGAAGAUGCGGUUUUAUACAAUAGAGAAGACAAGCACCAGGAGGAACCGAUGGACUGGCGCUCGUUUCUCCUGAUGACGCGAGCAAAAACCUCAGAUGGUGCUGAAGAAUGGCCUUCCGCUAGACGCGACGACGCGCGUGACGACAAGGAUCAGCCAGAGAGGUGGCGAUCGGAUACGACACCGCAAGCCCUGGGGAGCCGCGACGGCGGUGUAUUCAAGCUGUCGGUGGAUAUGUCGGAGGGCGACAGUGGGCAUUUCGUGCAGCCGCUCGACUUCGCUCCCCACUCGCCCACAGCGUCGUCUGCGUCCACGCCGGACCUGCCUCCGGACUCGCAUCUUUGGUCAGUACUCUCCUCAACGUCUACUUCCUCUCCUGGUUCAUCUUCUGAAGCUCCUUCUCCUUCGUCAGCACGAGAUGCCCCGCCUCCUCCGCUUGGCUUUGGAGCUUUUCCCAGUGCGGCUAAUUUCGAUUCUCAUGUACGCGCGGAGGGAACGGCAUAUGCUUCACUCGCCGAUGUAUUACGCACCGUCUUGAGGAGAGUUCGUGAGGAUCCUCAACCCAGCUGUGAAAUUUUGUCGCUACAAACGCAAGCAGGCUCUGUUGCUGAUGCAGCUGACCUGUCUGCCGACGGCCAAGGAAACAGGCCUACGCUCGAGAAUGUCGCAGAAAAGAGGCGGUCGUUUCUGUCCUGGAGCCACAUGAGACGCCAAGGUGCAGUGGGAGAGAAAGGCGACAAAAUCUCGAACGGCGAAAACGUAGACCAAGACAAAGGAGGCUUAAAGUGGCUCGUCGUUGACAUUGUGGCUGUGGACAAGGACGAUAACGAAGUGGCAGUGCCUCAGCUGAAACUGUGCCUCUGGGUGAAGAAGGAAGGCGUACGCAGGUUUGAUGGAUGA
Besnoitia besnoiti is the source of this 7929-nucleotide messenger RNA. RefSeq lists its product as uncharacterized. Gene Ontology annotation, cellular component: cytoplasm; SUMO activating enzyme complex. Gene Ontology annotation, molecular function: SUMO activating enzyme activity. Bases 1 to 7929 code for a protein of 2642 amino acids. Gene Ontology annotation, biological process: protein sumoylation. Lineage: Eukaryota; Apicomplexa; Conoidasida; Eucoccidiorida; Sarcocystidae. The record is from RefSeq and is a predicted model, not a curated record. The transcript has 3 exons.